Messenger RNA from Xiphias gladius (swordfish), 2948 nucleotides. RefSeq names its product dihydropyrimidinase like 4 (gene dpysl4). Bases 57 to 1775 code for a protein of 572 amino acids. The record is from RefSeq and is a predicted model, not a curated record. Gene Ontology annotation, cellular component: cytosol; cytoplasm. NCBI's taxonomy places the organism in Eukaryota, Metazoa, Chordata, Actinopteri, Istiophoriformes, Xiphiidae. Gene Ontology annotation, molecular function: hydrolase activity, acting on carbon-nitrogen (but not peptide) bonds, in cyclic amides. The transcript has 16 exons.
UAUGUACGUGUGUGUUCUCGCGAGCAGAUCAAUUACCCGAUCACGGAUCUAUCAGGAUGUCCUUCCAGAACAAGAAGAGCAGCGCCAGAUCCGCGGGUGACCGUCUGAUCAUCAAAGGAGGAAAGAUCGUCAAUGACGACCAGUCAUUCUACGCUGAUGUCUAUGUUGAGGAUGGGAUCAUCAAACAGAUCGGUGAGAACCUGAUUGUCCCAUCCAGUGUAAGGACAGUGGAUGCGUACGGUCAACUGGUGAUCCCUGGAGGUAUCGACGCUAACACCAACCUGCACACUCCGCAGAAAGGCCUGAACCCGGCCGACGACCUCUACCAGGGAACCAGAGCUGCCCUGUCUGGAGGAACCACCACAAUCAUGGACCAUGUGCUGGUGGAGCCAGGGACUAGUUUACUUUCAGCAUUUGAUCAGUGGAGGGAGACAGCAGAGCUGAGGGCAUGCUGUGACUUCUCUCUUCACCUCGAUGUCACACGCUGGCAUGAAGGACUAUACGAAGAGCUGGAGACGCUCGUCAAAGAUAAAGGUGUGAACUCCUUCCUCUUCUUCAUGGCCUACAAAGAUAAAUAUCAGAGCUCCGACUCUCAGCUCUAUGAGGCGUUUGGUGUCCUCCGGGAUCUUGGAGCAAUCGCCCAGGUUCACGCUGAAAACGGUGACAUCAUCGAUGAGGAGCAGAAAAAGCUUCUCUCUCUUGGCAUCACCGGACCUGAAGGACACAUUUUAUCUCACCCUGAGGAGGUGGAGACGGAGGCGGUGUAUCGGGCCAUCACCAUCGCCAAACAGGCCAACUGUCCGCUGUACGUUACCAAGGUGAUGAGCAAAUCUGCUGCUGAUGUCAUUGCAAAAUCCAGGAAGAAAGGUAUGGUGGUUUAUGGGGAACCAAUCACAGCCAGCCUGGCCACUGACGGCUCUCACUAUUGGUCCAAAGACUGGGCCACAGCUGCUGCCUUUGUCAUGAGCCCGCCCCUCAACCCUGACCCUUCAACUCCACAGUACCUGACCUCUCUGUUAGCAUGUGGAGACCUCCAGGUGACAUCCAGUGCUCAUGCCAGCUUCUCCACAGCUCAGAAAGCCAUCGGUAAAGACGACUUCACUUUGAUCCCAGAGGGAACCAAUGGAAUUGAGGAGAGGAUGUCGGUGGUCUGGGACAGAGCUGUGUCUACAGGGAAGAUGGAUGAGAAUGAGUUUGUCGCAGUAACAAGCACCAACGCUGCUAAACUCUUCAACAUUUACCCACGAAAAGGACGCAUCGCUGUAGGAUCUGAUGCUGAUAUCGUCGUCUGGAACCCAAAAGAGACAAGAGCUGUUUCUGCAAAGACUCACAACCUGAUGGUGGAGGUGAACAUCCUGGAGGGUUUGGAGUUUCGAGGUGUGGCUUCAGUGGUGAUCAGUGGAGGUCGAGUCGUUCUGGAGGAUGGAAAACUCAAUAUGACUGAAGGUUCAGGACGCUUCGUCCCCAGGAAAGCUUUCCCCGAUGCUGUCUACAAGAGGAUCAGAGCCCGCAGCAAGAUGGCAGAGGCUCGCGGUGUGCCCCGUGGAAACUAUGAUGGUCCGGUCCAUGAUGUCGUCAGUAUGACUACAUCGGUCCCGCCCACUCCAACCAGCAGAGGGCCCACCUGUCCGAAAACCCAGACCGGCUCCCGAAACCUUCAUCAGUCAGGAUUCACCCUGGCAGGAGCUCAGAUUGAUGACCACAUACCUCGUCGCUCUGCUCAGAGGAUAGUGGCACCCCCUGGUGGACGAUCCAACAUCACAUCUUUAUCUUAAAACGGGAAGAAUCUCACUUUUACAAACCCAGAUGUGUUCACGUCACUUCAUCAUCUGAAAAGAAGAAGAACAGAAGUGUUUCACAUUGUGGAUUUAAAAGUACUACCAUUACACUUCUCAAACUGGGAAACUAGGUUUACUAUGUUUUCUUUGUUUGAGCUUCAACCCGCUGUGGUUGGUUCUUCCCAGAUGUUUCCAGAUGUUUGUUUUUUUGAAUAGACAGCAGACCUCAUCAAAAUAAUACUAUUUCUUCCAUUCUUUCCAUAAAGUUAUUCUGCUCAUUGUACAUUAAAUACAUAUUGUCCUGAAUCCACUGUAGUCAUUACUCUAAGGUCAUUAAUAGCAGGUCUGUAAUGUUUUAUGUCUGUAUCUUAUUUAAGAUCUUUUUAAAGUAGAAUAAUCCUAGGUCUAUGUCAGUCUUAUGUCUGUUAGUGUUAAUCUGAACCACUUUCAGUCUAACUGUUUCACUAUGAGACCAUUACAAUAAUCUGUUUGCUAUUCAUCAGUCUGUAGUGGUAAUGUGUUCAGUCCUGUGAGUGUUUCCAUUGGUCGGAUUUAUUCUGGACUGACUAAACUGUACAGUAUAUUUUUCUUUUUGAUGUACCGAUCCAGUCAGUUUUAAUUAUAUAUAAAUUGUCAACUUUAGCCUUACAAUCAGAAAUAAACUCUCAGACUUACUGUCAACUUCAAAACAUCAUCUGACUAUAAAUGGUGCUAAUAAAUCCAGCCUGCGAGUAGGGAUCCCUCCAGAUCACGCCCCUUACAGGAUGUAAGAGAACUGACUCUGCCCCCAGGAAGAUCUAAAACAAACAGAUGUCUUCAUCAAACUGAUGUCCCACAGAUUCUCAUAUUUCAAACUGGCCUUUUAGUUUUAAGCAAAGUGACUCAGCCCACCAACAAUCCCCGUGAUGUUUAAUAUGCCCUCCCAAACCUCUGAAAGGACUUUUAAGUGUGUUUGAUUUGUUAAAACACUUAAGUUGAUACCAUGAUCAUUUUGUAUUUAUUGUUUUUUGGGUUUUUUUUUUACAGUUUUUGUAUCCUGCAGUGUUAGCAUCAGUGAUUGUGGUACUCACACAGUUCUGACACUGUAAAGCCCAUGGCUGCCAUGUUGUUGCCAAGUUGUUGCUAUGUUAACAUGUACUUAUGACCAGGUAAAAAAAAAAAAAAAAAAAA